Postia placenta MAD-698-R-SB12 is the source of this 1439-nucleotide messenger RNA. RefSeq lists its product as hypothetical. Gene Ontology annotation, biological process: transmembrane transport. The transcript is spliced from 11 exons. Gene Ontology annotation, cellular component: fungal-type vacuole membrane. Bases 19 to 1335 code for a protein of 438 amino acids. Lineage: Eukaryota; Fungi; Basidiomycota; Agaricomycetes; Polyporales; Adustoporiaceae. The record is from RefSeq and is a predicted model, not a curated record. Gene Ontology annotation, molecular function: transmembrane transporter activity.
UCAACUCUACCUCUUACGAUGUCGGAUGGCAGUGUAGAAAUCGGUGAGAAGAGCUCAAAGGCACCAUCGCUCGAGCCUGCCACCAUCUCCUUGGAAGAGGCGUACCUUUCACCUGAACCCGACGUGAAAAUCCCAGAUGGUGGACUCAAGGCAUGUCUGGCGAUUCUUGGCGGUUGGUUGAUACAGUUCUGCACAUUCGGCAAUGCCACGUCGUUUGGAGUGUACCAAGAUUAUUACGUUCAACAGGGCACUGCAACAUCGUCCGCGAUUAGCUGGAUUGGAUCUGUGCAGAUAGCUCUCCUCUUCCUCGUCGGAAUUGUGUCGGGCAGACUGUUCGACAAGGGGUACUUCCACCAUGUGUCGAUCGUUGGGACCUUAGUGUUCUGUUUCUGCCUCUUCAUGCUGUCGUUGGCGGACCCCACAAAAUACUACCAGCUCAUCCUCUCUCAAGGCAUCGGCAUGGGUUUCGGCGGCGGACUGCUGAUGUGCCUGACUGUCUCGAUGCAGGCCCAUCACUGGGACAAACACCUCUGUCUUGCCAUGGGCAUUGUGCAAGCAGGGUCGUCGUGCGGAGGUAUCGUCUACCCGAUCUUGGUGAAUCAGCUCUUCUACGGAUCGACCGGCUUUGCUUGGGGCGUGCGUGCUUCGGGAUUCCUCUCGCUAGGCCUUUUGACGAUCGCGUGCUGCAUCAUGAGAACUCGUCUGCCGAAGGCGAAGGCAGGCGUUAACGAUCAGCCUUCAAUGAAGUCUAUUCUGUCUGACAAGCCCUAUAUGCUUAUGAUCUUGGGACUUUCUCUGGUUUCAUGGGGCAUAUUCUUCCCCUGGUUCUACCUUCAAUCUUGGGCUAGAAUUCACAAUUUGCCGUCGGAGUUAUCGUUCUACACCAUUGCCAUCUUGAAUGCAUCCUCCAUUCCCGGACGGAUCAUACCGAGCUUGAUGGCAGAUCACUGGGGAUCUCUGACCGUCAUCUGCCCGAUAUCAGUCAUCAGCAGCGCCCUCAUAUUUGCCAUGUUUGGCACAACUACGACUGGCCCUGUGAUGGUCUUCACGAUCUUAUACGGUUUUUUCACUGGCGCUUGGCUUGCAUUGAUUCCGGUAGUCUUGUCGUCUUUGGCAAAGAGUAACCGUGAAGCUGGGGUUCGCAUUGGCGUCGGUUUCUUCAUUAUAUCCUACCCAAUCUUGACCGGGACUCCCAUCAAUGGAGCACUACUCGGAGACAACUAUCAGUGGUACAAAACCCUUUUGUUCAGCGGCAUCCUAAUGUCUGUGGGGUCCGUCAUCUUGAUUGGCACAAGACAAAUAGUUGCGAAGGGAAAGGGAACGCAGAAGGUGUAAGAUGAUCACAUGCAUGAGUGGGUGAGGAUCAGCGUCGUGCCGAGCGAAUAUUGACGUUCCCGUUUCUGUGGCGUCGUCUUAACGGAAGCGCGUGAUUACUCUCG